AGUCCGGCUCCUGCGGAACGUGCACGCUCUCGGUUUUGCUUCCCGCCGGAGGCUUUUGCGGAACUCCCCGGGUCCCCGGAGGGGGAGGGGGGCCAGUGGCGGCAGCUGGGGCUGCAGAAGCAGCCCGGGGGUCCGGAAGUCAACAUCAUGUCGAGUCUGCACAAGAGCCGGAUUGCCGAUUUCCAGGAUGUCCUGAAGGAGCCUUCCAUUGUGCUGGAGAAGCUUCGAGAACUCAGCUUUAGUGGCAUUCCCUGUGAGGGCGGACUGCGGUGCCUCUGCUGGAAGAUCCUCCUGAACUACCUCCCUUUGGAGAGAGCCUCAUGGACUUCCAUCCUGGCCAAGCAGAGAGGGCUCUAUUCUCAGUUCCUGAGGGAAAUGAUCAUCCAGCCUGGCAUCGCCAAGGCCAACAUGGGUGUAUCCAGGGAGGACGUGACUUUUGAAGAUCAUCCCCUCAACCCGAACCCUGAUAGCAGGUGGAACACGUAUUUUAAGGACAACGAGGUGCUACUGCAGAUUGACAAAGAUGUCCGGAGGCUGUGCCCAGAUAUAUCCUUCUUCCAGAGAGCCACCGAAUACCCCUGCCUCCUCAUCCUGGACCCGCAGAAUGAGUUCGAGACCCUUCGGAAACGGGUGGAGCAGACAACACUGAAAUCUCAGACAGUGGCCCGGAACCGGAGCGGGGUCACAAAUCAAGAGCAGAAUAUCAAGCCCCAGUUCUUUGCCUUCCGCUGGCUGACACUCCUGCUGUCGCAGGAGUUCUUGCUGCCUGAUGUCAUCCGGAUCUGGGACUCACUCUUUGCCGAUGACAACCGCUUUGACUUCCUCCUCCUGGUCUGCUGUGCCAUGCUCAUACUGAUCCGGGAGCAGUUGCUGGAAGGGGAUUUCACCGUCAACAUGCGGCUUCUGCAGGAUUACCCCAGCACAGACGUCUGCCAGAUCCUACAGAAAGCCAAGGAGCUCCAAGACUCGAAGUAACCUGGUGGCAAGAGGCCCAGGGUUGGAAGAGCAGCCACCUGCACAUCUGGUUUGUGGGACACAGAGGAGUCAGUGGGAAAGCAGUGAGGACAAGCCACAGACCUGGCCAGCUCCAGGCUACUCCUGAGCACACCGUGCUGUGCUCCUUCCCAGUGCUUGGCCCUGCUGCCCUCCCUGCACUUGAGUCCUGAGGCCUCCACCCAGACUGCUGAGCAGCGCGGGAGCUCCCGAACUGGGUUCCUGGGACUGAGGCCAUUUGAGGCACAGGAGGCUGGCAAGGGUUCUGCCAUGCCUCUGCCCAGUAGCUCCUUACCCUUUGUGCUCUCAUCUUCCCCUGGGUCCUGGUCAGGGGAGGAAAUUGGCUAAUGGGCCAGAAACCAUUUCUGAGCAUUGGUGCUCAAGCUACUUGGGGAAGGCACCCCAGAAUUGCUGAGAGACUGCCAGUUCUAGGUUCACCUUUUGUCUCCCCUGUCCGGUGCAUUUGCUCAUGGUCGGGGUGUCCCCCAGGUGUCUCUGCUCCAGUGUGUGUAUGUACACGUGUGUUCACACAUGCCCUGGAAGCGGAGUGGGCAUGUUGGAAUCCCUCUGAGGUCCUGCUUCCUCUCUUCUGUGUCUCAACCUCUGCUGUCUCCCUCUUCCUCUGCCAGAGGUGUGUGUGGCUCCUGCCGUUCCUUCCUCUUCAUGUCUCUACCCUUCACCUGGAGCACCUUACCCCAAACCUCUUCCUCUCUCCUCUCUGCUUCCUGAAGCCAGCAGUCAGAAUGAGGAGUGUGGCUUAGUAAGACCCCUGUAGGCCAUCCUUGGCUUAGGCACCCUGUUCCCAUCCCCAACCCAAGGUUCAAGGUCCCCUCACCAGAGAGGGAAUCACAGUGGCUCUUCAGGGGGCCUGCUUGGCUUGAGGAAGCCAAGUGCUGCUGACAUGGUGGCCUGCGACACUCGGGGCCUCUUGCCCGUUGUUUGCCCAACUGUGGAGAAAGGAGGGAGGAGGAGUCUUGUAAGGGCCUCCCUGGAGACUCAUCAUCUCAGAGACCAAGGACGUCCCGCUGGGCUGAGCCUGGGAGCUGGAACCUGAGCAUCUCAGCAGAGCUGGCAUCCCUAGGCUUCCAUGUUCCUGCCCAGGGUGUGUAAGUCUCAUCAAGGGCAAGGGACCAAAGGAUGCCUCUCUGUGGCCAGCAUUGGCUAAACUCGAAGGCCUGGAGCUUCUCAGUGCCAGGAGAGCUACGUCUGUAGCUGUGCUACUGCAGGGGCUGCAGAGGGUGCUUGGGCUGUCUCCUGGCUUUGGGGACACAGUGCCUGAGCUGCACCCUGUUCAGCAAGUAGACUUUUCCUAACCUUGACCCUCCCUCCUUUUCUGUGGAGGCCAGGUGGUUUGAGUCCUGAAGGCAGGCUGACAGCAGGGGAGGGGGUCCUCACCCUCUCAGACUGGCCAGCAGGAACUAGGCUCCAGCAGCUGCUACCCGAAGCCUCUGAGACCAGUUGCAGGGCUCCCUGCCUUCCCAAGCCGCUGCUCUAGUAAACUUCCUUGGGUGCUGCUGGACUCUGUCUGCCUUUUUGCUACCAUCUCCCCCAACAUACAAUAUUUGGGUGAUUUUUUUUUUUAACUAUUUAUUUAGACAUGGGCUAUUUAUUGCAGAUUGGCAAGUGAGUUGGGCUGUGCGCGGGUGGUAGUGACUGGGGUGACAGAAUUGGAGGCAUGGAUCGUCUUCAUUUCCCCAGGUUAACCCUGGCACCCUCUCCCAUUCCUGGCUCUACUAGAACUGAGUAUGGGGAGGCCCGAGCUGCUGCAUUUGCUGUACUCAGAGAUCCAGGGCAUACACUCCCACCAUCCUGGCCGCCCCUUAAUGUAGGGCUUGUCAGCGGUAGUUCAGCCCCAGCAUUGACCUCUUCAUUGCCUGGAAGCCAGCAGACACUGCCUGGGACACCUACUGCAUUCAUUCCCUCUUGCCAAUCCUCCCUCCCUUGCUCUCUCCCUCCCUCUCUUCUUGGGACCAUGCUACUGGAAUCACUGCAUCCGAUUUGUUUCUGUGGGAGACCUGCAUCCUGUGCCCACUCUUUGACCCUGGAGAUGAAGGCCAAGGGCAUGGAGGCUGUCUGGAUAGAGUGGCUCCCCAGUCGGGUGCUGCCUAAGAAAAGGACUUGCCUGUGAUGAUUCUUAAGGAAGAACCAGAGUCUGAAUUCAGCAGCUUCCACAUGGGGUGGCCCCAGGAGCUUGGCAGGUCACCCCGGGGGACCGGACAGCAGUGGCUUUUGUGUUCUCAUCCGUUCUCUGAGUCAGUGCUGUUGAUGAGUUGUCUUUAAUAAACCGUGUGAUCUUUAC
Messenger RNA from Alexandromys fortis (reed vole), 3292 nucleotides. RefSeq names its product TBC1 domain family member 13 (gene Tbc1d13). Lineage: Eukaryota; Metazoa; Chordata; Mammalia; Rodentia; Cricetidae. Gene Ontology annotation, molecular function: GTPase activator activity. Gene Ontology annotation, biological process: activation of GTPase activity; intracellular protein transport. The coding region runs from base 148 to 975 and encodes 275 amino acids. The transcript is spliced from 10 exons. The record is from RefSeq and is a predicted model, not a curated record.